Drosophila navojoa is the source of this 1948-nucleotide messenger RNA. RefSeq lists its product as uncharacterized. Gene Ontology annotation, biological process: actin cytoskeleton organization. The record is from RefSeq and is a predicted model, not a curated record. Lineage: Eukaryota; Metazoa; Arthropoda; Insecta; Diptera; Drosophilidae. Gene Ontology annotation, cellular component: plasma membrane.
UAGACCGUGGACUUAUUAUUGUUUUCUUGAAUCAUUUCAGGUCAAGCUGGUCGACGUGGAGAAGGUGGAGUGGCUCAAUAGACGCUCGUAUAGCGCCAUUGGGCUGCUGUUGGGUCGCGAGGGUCGGGUGCUCUUGCGCUGCGACGAUGGCCUCGAGGAUUGGUUCGAGCUGCUGGAAGAAUGCACGCUGACCUCCAAGGAGCGUCGUCGCGCGCUAAAGAUCGCCCAGGGUCCCAGAUCGCGCGCCUCUCUGGCCGCGCCCGUCUCGCAUGCUUCGCUGCAGUUCCAGCACUUUGGCCUGGGCAGCACCUAUUCCAGCGCCCUGGACGAUUGGCUGAUGACGAAUGGCUCGGCGAGCGGCGGCGGCGGCGGCGGCGGCCUGGCGCGUCAUAAAAUCGGCGCUGGCAGCCUGAAUGGCUAUGCGGGUGCGAAUCCAUUUCUGUUCAGCGAUUCGGUGCCCGAUCUGAGUGCCCUCAACAAUGAGAAUCAUAAUCAUCAUUUGAGCGGCAUCUCAACGAAUCACUCCACACCGCAAAAGAUACCGCAUCACAGCAAUGCAAAUCUCAGUCGCUACUCGAAUGGCUAUGCCUCGGCGCAGAACAGCUUCACCCAGGCUGGUGGCGUCUUGUAUGGCUCGCCUCGACGGAUUUUCAUCAAUAGCAGCUUCGGUUCCAAUCAGGUGGUCGACGAGGAGACCGCCGAGGAGGCUGAGGUGCAGCUGCGUCGCCCCAGACUAUUCCGCGGCAUCAGCGCCCAGCCGGACAAUGGCAAUGAACUGGACAGAGAUUGGCUCUAUCGCAAACCUCGUGCGCCCACCGAUAUGCGUCAUUCAGUUCAACCCAUGCUGCCCACACACAAUGCGAAUGGCGGCAGCACUGCUGGCCUGGCCAACAAUAAACAGGAGCUGGACUGCUCGGCCCAUGAUAGUGGCCUCGACACGCCUCCAUCGACGCACCGCCCCUCCAGCUAUCGCGAGGGCGCGAGUCGCGACAGCACCGAAACCAAUGGCAGCUCAUCACGUGGCACGCUGCUCAACAAUUCGCCCGGCGGCAGUUUUCGUGCCAAGAAGCUGAGCGCCCAGGUGAACAAUCUGAAUCAGUUGAAUGCGUUGCACGGCUCACGCUACUCAGUGCAGGAUCAGCGCAUACUGAAGAUGCGCAACAAUGAGGAGGAGCGCUGUGCGUCCAUUAAGUUGGCCAAUCGUCUUAAUCAUAAUCACGAGCAGAACACCAAUACUAACACCAAUGGCACCUAUGACCCCAAUCAGAAUCGCUACUAUAAGAAUGGCAAUGGCACGCCCCCCAUUUCGCUGACGCCCCAGCAUACGCCACAGCACAAGAUGAUGCAUCAUCAUCACAGCAAUGGCAAUGGCAACGGCAACAGCGGCACGCUCAACGGCAACGCCGGCUCCGCCAUGAACGGAUCGGCCAUAUUCCGGGAGCGUUAUCAGCAUCCAGCUCUAGCGGCCAUCAUCAACGAGGCCCAGGGCCUCAAGUUUCGAGAGCGUGCCCAUUCGGAUAGCCAACAACGUCGACUGAACAACAACAAUAACGGACCGACACCAGUGCCCGCCUCCCCGCUGGCCCAGCGACGCAACAACGUCCCCAUCUUUGGAACACCCACGCGCGUAUAGCGGUUAAAGGUCUAAAUACGGAAUAUAUAAUAUAUGUAUGUAUAUGUAUUUAAUGUGAGAGAUGGUACGACAUAAAUAUGCAUUACCAAUAGCCCAAUAUGUAGACUAAUGUUUAAGUGAAAUCAAAUUAUCAAAUUAGUCAACAUAUGAUACUUGAAUAAAGGAAAUAUCCCGAAAAUAAUAAAUUAAUAAUAAUAAUAAUAUAUUUAAGAAACUAUGUAAAAUAUAUGUAUAUCAUUUGUAGACCUUAAAUGCAGCGACUUUCUAGCGCUUGGCUAAAACAUGCCAGCGAAUUAUUGUAGUGAAAAAUAAAUA